Phialemonium atrogriseum is the source of this 1567-nucleotide messenger RNA. Its product is annotated as nuclear protein DGCR14. Bases 123 to 1445 code for a protein of 440 amino acids. The transcript has a single exon. The record is from RefSeq and is a predicted model, not a curated record. Lineage: Eukaryota; Fungi; Ascomycota; Sordariomycetes; Cephalothecales; Cephalothecaceae. Gene Ontology annotation, cellular component: catalytic step 2 spliceosome.
AUUUAGACAUUUGUUCCAACUUCAACCCGCCCUCUCGGAUGACUGCCUACCUACCUCCUUGAGCUCGAGAAGCUGCCCACUUCCACCCUUCUCACCUCGAAACACGUCCACCGUUUGUCACCAUGGCCUCGGAAUCAGCGUCAUCGAGCGCUCUCGUGCGCAAGAGGGUUGACACGGAGUUGAUGCCCCCACCUCCACCCGCCAAACGCAUCAAGCGGCCAAGGAAGGUCCUAGACGAAGACACAUACACCGAGGCGUUAUCACAGAUCAUUGCGCGGGACUUCUUCCCCGGGCUUCUUGAGAGCGAAAUACAGCAGGAGUAUUUGGAUGCGCUGGAAUCCAACGAUAAAGUAUGGAUUUCGAGCGCCGGGCGGCGACUGCGGCAUGUCAUGACACCGGGGCGGCCGCGAAUCAGGCGGGGCGCAAGCGUACAGCCGGCAGGACAGACCCCGACCGGAUACGUUGGCGAUACCCCGUUGUCUGUUGUGUCUACUGUGGUGGAGGAGAGGAUCGAGGUCGAUACGAGCAUGGGCCUCGGAGCUUUCCAAUCGAAAUACACGAGCGAGGACAACGAGAGCUUCUACAAGCUGCUCGACAAACAAAACCAGAAGAGGGCUGAGAAGUACGCGUGGCUCUGGAGAGGCAACAAGUUGCCCUCGAAGAUGCAGUUGAAGCAGAAGGAGAUCGAGGCGAAGUUGAGCCAGACGAGAAGUUUGAUCGAUGACGGCUUCAAGAGGGACCGGCUCGCCAUCAAAGACAAGGACGAUCGGCCUGCCGCCCCGGAUCAUUGGAAGGCGAAGCCAAACAACCAACUGAUGUUCGCCCCCGAGGGCAUCGAUGGCAUAUUGGAGACAGUCGCAGAGAGGGCGCAGGCGGAGUCCCGGGCGGAACCAAAGUCUAUCGUCUAUGAGAACACGCGGAUGCCGGUACCAAAUAUAGCGCAGGAUCAGUCGGUUCCGCCUUCUCCAUCACUCUCAGCAGUUCGCGAUGCGAUCGCGGGCAAGCGUCGCCCGGGGGAUCAGGAGUCGAGCACUGGGGGUGGGGAGACGCCUCGGGUCAACGGGUACGCUUUCGUUGACGACGAGGAAUCGGAUGCCACCCCCGCCCCCGCGCCGGUCAUCGAUUUGGGCCACGGAGACGCCACACCGAAUCCGUUUCGACUCCAAGAUCAGGGGAAGAGGGAGGCUCUUCAUCACCGCAUGGUCGAGCGGAUAUCUCAAUCAAAGCGGUCAUCCGCCAAGCUUGGGUUAACCGGAAAGGUGGAGAAGACGCCAGUUCCCAAGUUCCCCAGCAGCCCACGCGUGUCAGGAGACUUGACCCCCGCUGCCCAGAGAUUAUGGGGCAAAAUUGACAGUGCAGGAAGGAAGCUGUCCGACUCGCCUUUCAAUAGGAUCAAGGCGACGCCGGUACGAGGGAAGGGGUCGGGACUGAAGAAUGUGGCCUAGUGAAAGGAAUCGUUGAUUAGAGAGCUAUACCAGGCAGGUCUCACGGAUAGGGGCAGGCCAUUGCAUUAGAUACCCAUACAAUUGAUUUUUCGAAUAGAGAGAGUUAGGAGACGCAUUCGCUU